Molecule: messenger RNA, 1276 nt
Organism: Nyctereutes procyonoides (raccoon dog)
Lineage: Eukaryota; Metazoa; Chordata; Mammalia; Carnivora; Canidae
Gene: FAM187A
Product: family with sequence similarity 187 member A
Exons: 1
Coding region: 38-1276 (412 amino acids)
Source: RefSeq, a predicted model, not a curated record
CUUUGCCCUGCCCCCCUGACCAUUGCCUCUUGUGGGCAUGAACAUGGCCCACCCCACUGUGCUCCUGUGGGUGUGGGGGAGUCUCCAGGCCUUUGAACUUGUGGAGAAGGAGAAUAUUUUUCAGAGGACCCCUUGCCCAGCAUUUCUGAUGUUUGACAAUGCAGCCUACCUGGCCGACAUGAGCUUCGAGCUUCCCUGCCACUGCAAGCCUGAGGAGGUGUCUGCUGUGGUCUGGUACUAUCAAAAGCACCUGGGCAGCCGCCACACCAAAGUGCUGACAGACUUCGACGGGCGGGUGCUGACAGAGGAAUCCCAGGUGCGUGUGGGCAGCGACAUGCUGGUUCGUUUCAGCAUCCGCAUGUUCAGCCUGUUGGUUUUCCGGGCCCAGCCUGAGGACUCGGGCUUGUAUUUUUGUGGCACCCGCAAGGGGGACUACUUUUAUGCCUAUGAUGUGGACAUCCAGAGCAGUGAGGGAAUGGUGGCCACCUUCAAGGACCAGGGCCAGGAGCCCGUUGCAGAUGAGCACCGCGGGAGCCUCCACAUCUUCACCACCUUCUGGGAGUGGACCCCUUGUGACCGCUGUGGGGUGCGUGGGGAGCAGUGGCGCAUUGGCCUCUGCUACUUGCAGAGCCCAGAUCUCUCCCCACGUUACCACAAGACACUGCCUGACGUGGUGUCCUGUGGUUCACAGGCUGUGCCCAGAAAGCUUCGGGCCCAGACCAGGGAGCAUACACCCGAACUACUGGUCCAGAGCUGUGUGGUGCCCUGUGAGAAGAAGGUUCAGGACGGCCUGAUGGCCAUCUUCAGCUAUGUGGCCAAGGUGGGCAGCCGGCCCUGGGUGCCUGAGGUCCCCAUUCAGUUCCAUGAGCAGAGGCUGGGCCAUGGACUCAUUAUCUCCUGUCCUGGGUCCCGGCCCGAGCACGCUGUGGCCUGGGACAAGGACCACCAGUACCUCUACCGCACACAGUACCUGAAGGGCGUCAACAGGUCCAUGAGAGUGUUCAUCGACCACGGCAACCAUCUCCACAUCCGUUUCACCCAGCUGAGUGACCGGGGCAUCUACUAUUGCUGGCGGCAGGGGGUGCGGGUUGCAGGGUUCCGACUGGGUGUUGCAUCUCGGGGCCGCUACCGGAUCUCAUUCUCAGACCCAGAGACUCGCUUUGCUAUGGAGCUCACCCUACUAGGCUACCUGUUCAUCACGGCUGUCUUUGUCACCAUUCACCUCUGUAGGUGCUGCUGUUACUUAUUUCACUGUUGUCCCAACUUCUCCCCUUAG